This is a messenger RNA of Perca flavescens (yellow perch), 1105 nucleotides long. RefSeq names its product SH3 and SYLF domain containing 1 (gene sh3yl1). Gene Ontology annotation, cellular component: ruffle membrane. Gene Ontology annotation, biological process: regulation of ruffle assembly. NCBI's taxonomy places the organism in Eukaryota, Metazoa, Chordata, Actinopteri, Perciformes, Percidae. The record is from RefSeq and is a predicted model, not a curated record. Gene Ontology annotation, molecular function: protein binding; phosphatidylinositol binding.
CUAAAGUGUAACCGCGAAAGUGGAAACACACAGUGAGAGGGUCACGGUUUAUGUAACACAACAUUCAACAAUCCUACACUAUUAAUGUGUUUACUGAGGGGAUUAAUCAGGAGAGAAGUCGGCUCAUUUUCUCAUGGACUACCAUGGAAACCCAGCGGAGUCGCCCCCUGCUGGACGGCCCGGAGAAGUGAAUAACCCUAUCCCUUCCAAUCUGGGGUCAGAGGCCAAGAAAGCCGCCAAGAUCCUGAGAGAAUUCACCGAAAUCUCCAACCGGAACGGACCGGAUAAACUCAUCCCCCCCCAUGUGAUAGCGAAGGCGGAGGGUUUGGCCAUCAUCUCCGUCAUCAAGGCCGGCUUCAUGAUCACCGCCAGGGGAGGCAGCGGCAUCGUCAUCGCCAGGCUCGCUGACAGACGCUGGUCGGCCCCGUCAGCCAUCGGCAUCGCAGGUCUGGGAGGAGGCUUCGAGAUCGGGGUGGAGGUGUCUGACCUGGUGAUCAUCCUGAACCAGCGGAGAGCUGUGGAGGCCUUCACCAAGGGCGGCAACCUGACGCUGGGCGGCAACUGCACCGUUGCCGUGGGACCCAUGGGCAGGAACGUGGAGGCUGAUGUGGCUAUCCGCAGCACGGCGGCCAUCUUUACUUACUGUCACUCCAGAGGUCUGUUUGCUGGUAUUUCCCUGGAGGGGUCUGGUCUGAUCGAGCAUAAAGAAACUAACCGCAAGUUCUACUCCCAAGACAUCCGAGCUUCGAUUCUGAACAGCGAUGUGAGCCUCCCUCCGAGUGCUCUCGACCUGUACCACAUCCUGGAGAGCUACACGGACGCCCUACACCUCCAGCGCCAUCUCAAAGAGAGCAGCGAGUGUUUACCAGCCCCGGUAGACCGGUACCAGCCCCAGUGGACCCGGUACCAGCCCCCUCGGGGGGCGGAGCUAGUGGCGAGCUCGUCGUCCACGGCGAUCCCGCCGUUCUCGGGGCAGCAGCCCGGCGACCUGAGCCGUCCCGGCGACCGCAUCACCGUGGUAACAAAGAGGACUCGGUACGACUGGUGGGAGGGGUUUUGGAGGGCGGCACCCGUUGGCAUCUUUCCGCCAACCGUCUCCCAGUGA